AUGGACGGAGAGGCUACUUCUUGGAUCAGGAGGGCCAAUUUCUCUCAUACGGUUUGUUACCGUAUCAUUACGCCUAGCUUAGAGUCUAUGCCCUUUACAGUAAACAGAGAGAAGACCUCUCCUGCAUUGAAACGAAUGCCUCUGAGCUCACCAUCGGACCUGAAGUCACUUGCAGGGACUUCACAGCAAGCGUCAGGCUCGAAUGCCGUUGGCUCUGAAAUACAUAGAAACCCUGUGACCAACAAAAAGAGGUCAGCUUCUCCGUCUCCGCAGAUGGCUGUUACUGAUUCUUUUGAGGAAGCGAAGUCUGAUAUCAAGAGAUUCUCUACUCCACAUCCGAGAAGAAUGGAGCCGGAGAAGGGGAUGAAGGCGAAGCUGCCUCGGAAAGGUUCGUUUGAGAAGAUGUCGUUCAGUCUACGGCCUCUGUCGCACUCGGGUCCUAUUAGGGAUCUCAGUACGCUGAAGAUUCAAGAGAGGGCCAAGAGCAAGAAGGAGACGAGGUCUUCCAAGUCUUUUGACUACGGAGGCUCUAGAGUGAGUGCUAUGGGAGUGCUUGAAGAACACAUUAUUGAUACCUCUAAGCUUACUUAUGGGGACCAGUUUUCUCAUGGGAUAUAUAGCCAGAUUCACCAUGGGGUAUACAAAGGUGAAGCUGUUGCUCUCAAGAUCAUCGAAGCGCCUGAAGAUAGCGACGACAAAUUCUUGGGAGCUCGUUUGGAGAAACAGUUCACCAAGGAAGCCACUCUUUUAUCUCGACUCAGGCAUCCAAACAUUGUUAAGUUUGUGGGAGUGAAUACUGGAAACUGUAUCAUCACGGAGUAUGUACCUAAAGGGUCUUUGAGAUCGUAUCUGCACAACCUCGAGCAGAAAGCUCUUCCUUUGCAACAGGUAGUUAAGUUUGGUCUAGACAUUGCGAGAGGAUUUGAGUAUAUUCACUCGAGGAAGAUUGUUCAUCGAGAUCUCAAGCCAGAGAACGUGUUGAUUGACAAAGACUUCAACUUGAAGAUCGCUGACUUUGGCAUAGCGUGCCAGGAGGACUACUGUGACAUUUUGGGGGCUGAGACGGGAACUUAUAGGUGGAUGGCUCCUGAAGUGCUAAGACGGAGACCACACGGACGGAAGUCUGAUGUUUAUAGCUUUGGACUCGUGCUAUGGGAAAUGGUAGCUGGAGCUGUUCCUUAUGAGGAGAUGACUCCUGUCCAAGCUGCUUUCGCUGUCAUGCACAAGAAUAUUAGGCCGGUUAUGCCGAAGGAUUGUCCAGCGCCGAUGAAAGAGCUGAUCGAGCAGUGUUGGUCGUUGCAAACAGACAAGAGACCAGAGUUCUGGCAGAUUGUGAAAGUGUUGGAACAUUUUGACAAGUCUUUGAAAACUGAAGGGAAGCUCAAUCUUAUGCCGAACCAGAUCUGUCCAGAGCUAAAGAAAGGUCCUAAGUAUUGGAUUCAGAGGCUUGGGUCAGUCCAUCACCAUGGAGGCAGCAGCAGUAGCAGCAACACCUUAGGCUCAGCCUUGCCUAAGCCUAAAUUCGCUUGA
This is a messenger RNA of Microthlaspi erraticum, 1530 nucleotides long. The record is from the annotation of a GenBank genome assembly. Lineage: Eukaryota; Viridiplantae; Streptophyta; Magnoliopsida; Brassicales; Brassicaceae.